This is a messenger RNA of Adineta ricciae, 5706 nucleotides long. The record is from the annotation of a GenBank genome assembly. Lineage: Eukaryota; Metazoa; Rotifera; Eurotatoria; Adinetida; Adinetidae.
AUGGACUACAAUUCCAUUGUUUUUCGCGAGUUUACACCCGAAUCACUACAUCGUAUUGAACGUUAUCGACAAGAGGAAGCCGAACGUCUUGCUUCCGAUCGAUUGCAACGCCAAACAAUACAUGAAGACGACACUGAACAAUAUAAAUCAAUGAAAAGGUUAUCAAAAAAUGAACAGUCGAGUUUCAAAGAUAAACCUAAUAAAGAAUUAGCUGUUGGACAAACUUUGCCAAGAUCCUUACAAACCAAAUUUCCUGCAGAAUUAAUCGGAAAACCUAUUGAAGAGAUUGAUUGGUAUUACCGAACCGAAUAUGUAUGUAUACGAACAAAUUCCUCCUCAUCAUUUGACUGCUUUGACCAUUCGAAGGUAUUCGUGGUGGUUAAUCGAAAUAAAACAAUCUUUCGAUUCAGUUCAUCAUCAGCUUGUUUCCUUUUUUCUCCAUACAACUGUUUGCGUCAAGUAGCAAUUCGCAUAUUAACACAUUCAUUAUUUAGUACAUUCGUUAUGCUUACAAUCUUAACCAAUUGCAUAUUUAUGACUUUAAAAAAUGUACCUGAGACAUAUAUAUUUACAUUCAUAUAUACGUUGGAAGCGUUAACUAAAUGUAUAGCGCGCGGCUUUAUCCUUGAAAAAUUUACUUUUCUACGAGAUCCUUGGAAUUGGUUGGAUUUUAUUGUAAUUACUUUAGCUUAUAUCACAGUGAUCUUUCCUUUGGGAAAUGUAUCUGUACUUCGAACGUUUCGAGUGCUACGAGCCUUGAAAACAGUGGCUGUUGUUCCAGGUUUAAAACCGAUUGUCGAUGCGUUAAUUCAAUCUCUGAUUUGUCUACGUGAUGUGAUUGUCUUAUCAAGUUUUAUUCUAUCCAUCUUUGCCCUGGUUGGCUUGCAAUUAUAUAUGGGUGUUCUGCGACAGAAAUGUGUACCUACUUAUGAAUCAUUCUUGAAUAAUUCUAAUUUUACGACCGUUGAUUCGAAUAUGACAUUUGGUGGCUAUUUACUUGAAAUGCAAAAUGGAACGUAUUGGUAUCAUGAAGAUGAGGUACCUGUAGUUUGCGGAAAUGCUACUGGCAGUCGACGAUGUCCGCCGGGUUACGUUUGUAUAAAAGAUUUAGGGAAAAAUCCGGAUCAUGGUUAUACUAGUUUUGAUAGUUAUGGUUGGGCAAUGCUUUCUUGUUUUCGAUUGAUGACGCAGGAUUAUUGGGAAAGUCUUUAUCAAUUGGUGCUGUCAGCAGCUGGUCGUUAUCAUUUUUUCUAUUUCGUUGCCGUCAUCUUUUUCGGUUCAUUCUAUUUGGUCAACUUAAUCUUGGCGAUCGUCUCGAUGUCGUAUCAAGAACAACAAAAGAAAGUCAAUGCUGAAAAACUUGAGCGUGAACGAAGAAAGGUUGAGGACGAACUUGAACAGCAGAAUGACGAUACAGAAAAAAUCUCCGAUUACGAUCAAUUGUUAGACGAUAAACAUCUCUUCGAAAAUACAUUAGUAUUUGAAAACUCCAAUCGACAACCAUCUUUGUCAAGUCUUUCGAUUGAAUACGAUCAAAAUCAUUUAAAAUAUGAACUACGACAAAAGCAAUCAAUUCAAACAUCAUCACUCCUGUUCGAAAAUGGUAGCUGUACGAUGUCAAAACCAAUAACAACAUUCGAAGAGUAUCAUAGUUUCGAUACGACAAUACCGUUUCUUGAUGAAACACAGCGAAGUUCGAUUAAUACGAAGAAUUACGAAACCUUGUCCAGACAACGAACAAGAAAUUGGUCGUACACCUCCGACCAAGACAAUCCGGAUGGUCAAUCAACUAUAACACUCUGUCAACCAAGACCGUACAUCAAGUACGCACCUAUCGAUCAUACACUGGGCAAUGCCGAAAGUGAUACAACAAGUAUUCACUCGAAAAAAAAACACACUGUGCUGCUCAAGGUCAAUCAUCAUACCGAUGACCAAGACAGUCCGCGUGUUCAGUGUCGUCUACUUUUAACUGCAAAUGAGCAUGCACGGCAGUUGCAACGUCAUCCUAAGAAACGUGUGAACGUCGUCAUUUCAGAUAUGGACACAAGUAAUGCAUGCGAUCGACCAAUGAUGAAGUUUCUUUGGAAUACCUGUUUCGAAUGGAAUUUCGCUUCACCUGCAUUUCGAAAAUUUCAAGCUUUGGUAGCAUUUUUUAUCCUGGAUGCAUUCGUUGAUUUAUUUAUUACGAUCUGUAUUAUAUUAAACACAUUCUUCAUGGCACUUGAUCAGCCCGGUCAAAGUGAAAAGAUGGCAUCGCUAUUAGCAACGGGAAACUACAUUUUCACAGGAAUAUUUACCGGUGAAGCAAUCUUAAAAAUCAUUGCUAAAUCGCCAGCAAACUAUUUGAAGGAUGGAUGGAAUGUUUUCGAUUUGUUUAUCGUCACAUUGAGUCUUGUUGAAUUAGGUUUGGCAAAUAUCAAGGGACUUAGCGUUUUACGAUCAUUUCGUUUAUUACGAGUAUUUAAAUUGGCCAAAUCAUGGCCAACAUUGAAUCGACUUAUGUCAAUUAUUGGCAAAACGAUAGGAGCUUUAGGAAAUUUAACGUUAGUUGUUGUGAUUAUCAUUUUUAUCUUUGCUGUUAUGGGCAUGCAGCUAUUCGGUCCCAAUUAUGCAAAAGAGUUUGCAAAAGAUAUGCCACGCUGGAAUUUUGUUGACUUCUUUCAUGCAUUUAUGAUCGUAUUUCGUGUCCUAUGUGGAGAAUGGAUUGAAUCAAUGUGGACAUGUUUAUCGUGUGCUGGAUGGCCUUGCAUACCAUUUUUUCUUUUCACAUUCGUCAUUGGAAAUCUUGUGGUGUUGAAUCUGUUUUUGGCUCUUUUGCUGGCAUCGUUUAGUUCAAGUGUUCUUGCCGAACGAGAAAAAGACGAUGAUGACAAUAAGGUUGGCGAAGCGAUCGAUCGCAUUCAACGAUGUUUUCGUUUUUUGUUACACCUAAUUGUACAAUUGUUUUGUGGACAAAAACAGGACAGUUCGAAGAUUAGCGAAAGUAACACUACUGAAACAAUCUAUUUCAAUCAAUCUCUGGCUGGCACAGAUCAUCUAAUGAACAGUCUUUCUUUCCCCACAUCGUCUGAUAUCGAAAAUGCUAAAGAUAAUCCCAAUGGUUUAUCUAAUCCCCCCUACGGUAUAGCCCGACCAUCAGAAGAUAUCGAAAUGAAAUCUUUGAAGAAUUCAACUACGAACGACAAUCUGACUGCACUUACGCCAUUGACUUAUCAAUACCUUCAUAUGCCACCGGAUUGUUGUCCAAGGCUCAUUUCUAAACAUUUUGAAUUUUGUAAAGAUUUCAUUCCUGAAACUGUUCAGCGACAUUGGACUUUCCUUCGCAGCCGAGCUCACCGCUUAGUAGAGCAUCGUUUCUUUGAAUGGCUGAUCAUCGCUAGUAUUCUAGCAAGUAGCACUACACUAGCAUUAGAAGAUAUCAAUACACGACAACAACCGAAAUUGUUUGCAGUAUUGCACUUUUUUGAUAAAGUCUUCACGAUUAUAUUUACCGCUGAACUAGUUUUGAAAUGGUUUGCGUAUGGAAUUAAGAAUUAUUUUACCAACGGUUGGAAUUGGCUUGAUUUUCUCAUUGUUGUUGUUAGUGUUCUUGGAACCUUGCUUGAUGCAUUGGGCGUGGCCGAUAUUCCCGCAUUUAAAUCAAUGAGAACAUUAAGAGCGCUGAGACCCUUAAAAGCACUUUCACGGUUUGAAGGAAUUCGAGUGGUUGUUAAUGCAUUAAUUGGUGCGAUACCGUCCAUUUUUAAUGUUUUACUCGUAUGUCUUGUCUUUUGGUUGAUCUUUUCUAUCAUGGGCGUACAAUUAUUUGGUGGAAAAUUCUAUAAAUGUGUCUACGUCGAUACGCAUGAUCGAGUGGAUAUCUCGGAAAAUGUGACCAAUAAAGCAGACUGUUUACAAAAGAAUUUUACAUGGGAGAAUUCUCGUGUUAAUUUCGAUAAUGUUAUCAAUGGUUAUCUAGCCUUGUUUCAAGUGGCAACAUUCAAAGGAUGGAUUGAAAUCAUGGCUGAUGCAGCCGACGCAAAAGAGCCUGAUGUUCAACCUGAGCAUGAAGCAAAUGUUUAUAUACUUGUUUACUUCGUGCUAUUCAUCAUCUUUGGCUCGUUUUUUACACUGAAUCUUUUUAUCGGUGUUGUCAUUGAUAAUUUUAAUCAACAAAAACGAAAAUUAGGUGACGGCGGUUCGAUCGAAAUGUUUAUGACUGACGAUCAAAAGAAAUACUAUAAUGCUAUGAAAAAAAUUGGAAAUAAAAAGCCCACCAAAGCAUUACCUAGACCUCGAUUUCCCAUUGCGAGAUUCUUCUUCGAUCUGACAACAAACCAAAAGUUCGAUAUCUUCAUAAUGAUGUGUAUAUUUCUCAACAUGAUUUGUAUGUGUUUGGAAUACGACGGACAGAGUGAUGCUUAUGGUCGAGUAUUGGGUUAUAUCAACAAUUUUUUCGUUGCUAUAUUUACGAUUGAAUGUGGUAUGAAAUUAUUCGCAUUGCAUUACAAAUAUUUUACAAUUCCAUGGAAUGUCUUUGAUUUUAUUAUUGUCAUCGCAUCUAUUCUGGGUCAAGCAUUGGGUAAAUUAAUGGAAAAUUUCUUAGUUCAACCAACUGUAUUACGUAUUGUGCGUGUCGCACGUGUUGGUCGAGUUUUACGUUUAGUUAAAGGAGCAAAAGGAAUCCGAACAUUACUUUUUGCCUUGGCAGUAUCAAUGCCGGCUUUAUUCAAUAUUGGUCUUCUUCUUUUCCUUAUUAUGUUUAUUUAUUCAAUAUUUGGUAUGUCAUUUUUUUCUUACGUUAGAAAAUCUGCAGGUGUUACAGAAAUAUUCAAUUUUGAAACGUUUCCUAAUUCAUUGAUUAUUCUCUUUCAAAUGUGUACGACCGCUGGAUGGUCGGGUGUUCUGCAAGCAUUAACAAAUGAUAAACCACCUGAUUGUGAUCCUUCACUCAAAUCACCAUCACACCGAGGUGAUUGCGGCAGUACUGCUAUAGCCGUUCCGUUUUUAGUCACGUAUUUAAUUAUCAGUUCUCUCGUCGUGGUUAAUAUGUAUAUCGCCGUUAUACUUGAAAACUUCUCUCAAGCUCAAGAAGAUGUACAACAGGGGUUGACUGAUGAUGAUUAUGAUAUGUAUUACGAAAAAUGGCAAUAUUUGGAUCCAUCAGGUUCACAAUUUAUUCGUUACGAUCAGUUGUCUGAUUUUGUCGACGGAUUAGAACCACCACUGCGUAUCCCAAAACCAAAUCAAUUAUUACUUGUCGCGAUGGAUUUACCCAUAUGUGGAGACGAUCGGAUGCAUUGCGUUGAUAUACUUGAUGGCCUAACGAAAUACUUUCUCGGAACAUUGAACGUAUCAGAGAUUGGUGCAGGUGCCAAUGCUCCCAUUGAUAUAAAAAAAGAUCGUCCAAAAGAUUACCGACCUAUUACAACGACUUUACAACGUCGACGAGAAAUUUAUUUAAGUCGCAUUGGUGUUCGAGGAUUUCGAAAUAAUGUUGAACGAUGUCGUGUACAACGACAGAGUCGUGAACCAAUUCUCGAACGAGUUACGAUCGAUGAAUUGUUCGAAUUAGAUGACUUAGGAACGCCGGUAUCAACUGUAUCGCGUCGAAGUAAGGCUCAACCAGGAGAUUCAACACCGAAUAUUGUUAUCAAACAAGAACAUGAAAGAACUCUUUCUGAUACAUCAUCGAUCUGCUCACUCGGUAGAAAAUCAUUUUGUUAA